Messenger RNA from Hyalella azteca, 1043 nucleotides. RefSeq lists its product as uncharacterized. The record is from RefSeq and is a predicted model, not a curated record. Gene Ontology annotation, molecular function: zinc ion binding; nucleic acid binding. The coding region runs from base 92 to 967 and encodes 291 amino acids. Lineage: Eukaryota; Metazoa; Arthropoda; Malacostraca; Amphipoda; Hyalellidae. The transcript is spliced from 4 exons.
GGCUUUGUUAUGUUAUUGUUAUAAUUGACAAAAUUUCUCAUGAAUUGUUCUUAUAUUAGUUCAGCUUGAGCCUAGAUAGGCUCUGCUGCAAAUGGAUGAAAGGCAGCUGGCACGUAUUGGCCCCACUGGGGGUGGAGAUGUUAGAGCUGCGUGCAAGAAAUGUGGUUACCCUGGUCAUCUCACUUAUCAGUGCAGGAACUUUAUCAAGGUUGACCCAAAGAAAGCUGUUGUGCUGGAUGUAUCAUCAACUUCAUCUGAAGACAGUGAAGAAGAGACCCCACUGCAAGCACUACACACACAGGAGCUUAUGAGCUUGACCACAGGUAAUCUACCGGGUGACUGCUUCUUAUCAUCCAUGGUUAUGGAUGCCGGGGAGCGUGUAAGUCGGACCCGCAUGUCAUCCGCCUGCCGCCUCAUCCCGCAGUGCAGGCUCGUCUGCGCUAAUACAGCGUCUGGCGAGGUUUUCUUCUAUUCCUCGUAUGUGACGAACUACUUCGAAGGCUCUCCGAACGUCUUUCACGAUAUUUGCUACACGUCUUGGCUUCAUCCAGGAAAUCUCGUGACUCGCACCUCCUACUUGGCCGUGAACGCAACCUUGCCUUUCUCAUCCUCCUAUCCUGUGUCCAAGUCUACCGACGGAUACGCUUGUUCCGAGUCCCUGGACGGUUACUGGUCUGUCUCAACUCUCGUUCGCUUCUACACGAUGGACCUUGGCAAAGUGAUGCGAGUUUCUGAAGUUAUUGCUAUCGCUCUCUAUGGAUCUGACUUCAAUGAUAUCGUAAUUAGGUUCGGCAACGCUUCUGCCUACGAACAGAACCCCGUUUUCGCGCAACGAUCUGGUUCCGGUAAAGACUAUACGCCUGAAACUUUCACGUCUCCGAUGCCAAUGUUUGGCAGGUACCUGACACUCACUGCCGGAGGUACAGCACGACGAUUUUCCCUGGUGGAGUUGCAAGUAAUUAAUUAGGCACUCAUGAGCCUAAUCAGUUUAUGUCAACAAAGAGCUAAAAUUUUCUAAGCACACUGAAACGCAAGCUAAUAAA